AUACUGUUGUGUGAGUGCCUCCAACUGUUCUGUUAUGUCCAGGUGUAGUGUAUCUCUCUUCCUAUAUACAAUACCGGUUCAAAGCUGCGUUCUUCACGCUAUCCACGUCAGCGGAAAUUUUUUUAGCUACUCGAUUGUGGAUCAACGGCUCACAUAUCUCUGAAGACUACUCCCUCGUUACCUUCGCUGCUUCUGGAAAUUUCCUCUCCUCAGUCCUCACACAGUCAAACUUCCAUCUUGUCCCUCAUCCUUGCUCCCUCCGCCGCGUCUUCCGUCUCGAGCACUCCAGCAGGUCAUAUUCGUCCUCUGCUGAAGACAAAAUUCGUGAGGAAAAAUAGGUGCGAAUUUAUGGGAACUACUUUGACAUGGACCCCGUAAAUCCAAACAGCCACAGAAAGCGGAAUUAUAACAAUGCAUGCUACGCCCCAUCAACUUUAUCUCAUGCAGAAGCAAGGCGUAUACGUAAGCGAGUGCUAGAUCAGCGAAAACUAGCAUUAGCAGGAUCCAGCAUGCCCUCUCAGCAUACUCCCACAUUGCAAUGCGGACACUUCGAUCCAGAUUUUGUAAAAACGAUCAAAGGUAAAUUAUGAUAAUUAGUCAAUCCAUUAAUUAGUUAAUGUUGCUAAGAAGAUAACUACACAACAAAUAAUAAUACUAUUUAAGAAUCGUAAGGUUAGAACGAAAGAUGUUUUGUUAAUAAAUUCUUACUGGCCUUUUCUUAAUUUCCUUCAUUAUUUCUAUACAUGGUGACGAAAUUUGCAGCUUCAUACCAUGAUCGAUCGUAUUAUGGAAGACCAUCAUACCAAUGUAUUCAUUGCUCCGCACUUUUUUGGCACGGCGAGAGAAUAAGGUCAUCUGUGGGAACACGAUCCGUCAUCUACAAUAGUUGUUGUAAAGGUGGUAAAGUCCGCAUACCUGCUUACAGACCCAGGCCUGAACCAUUAUUAUCAUUAGCAAGGUUUGAUGGCGAUGUGGUUUCAAAGACCUUCAUGCAAAAUAUAAGGCAGUACAAUUGCUUGUUUGCAUUUACAUCUAUGGGCGCUCAUAUUGAUAGAUCAUUGAAUGAUGGUCGCGGCCCACCAGUCUUCAAGGUAUGUGGUCAGAUCCAUCAUCGAAUAGGCUCACUACUACCAAUGACCGACCAGCCCCCCAAAUUCCUUCAACUUUAUGUAUAUGAUACAUCACAUGAGGUAAACAAUCGAAUACGGUCUUUAUCAAGUGACGAUGCUCCUGAUUCUCCUAUACAGCCACAGAUUGUUAAUGAACUAUUACAAAUGUUGGACACCCAUAAUCCUUUUGCUAAAAAAUUCAGAAUUGCUAAGGAAAGGCUUACUGAACACGCAGAUGAGGAAUUUAUCAUCAGAAUAAUUGGAGCCAAAGAAGGAGAUCCCGUACAAUAUGACAUGCCAACAACUGAUGAUUUAGCCAUGCUUGUUAUCGGUGAUUUCUCCCUCGAAACCUUUAAACGGGACAUUAUCAUAGAAACCAGAAAUUCUGAAUUGAAACGUAUUUCAUCGUUACAUCCGGCUUAUAUGGCCCUUCAAUAUCCACUCCUAUUUCCUUAUGGAGAGCGAGGUUUCCAAGUUGGUGUCAUGUAUAGCGGGAUACAAAAUAAACAGCCAAAUUCAAGAAUCCAUAUGACAAUGCAAGACUACUAUUGCUAUCAAUUUCAUUAUAAGCCUGGCAACCCAAUCCAUUUCUCUCUUAUGGGAUAUUAUCAAAUCAAGCUAAGGUCGAUGCUCGUGCCUGCAUUGAUGAAAAUAGGCUUACUUACAUUCUGAAUAAUCAGGACAAAUUAAGAAUAGAAAAUUUACAAGGUAUAUCAGAUGCUGUUAGUAGAGGUUGCAUAAACGGGGAAGAGAUGGGGAAAACAAUUGUGCUUCCAGCAUCGCAUAUCGGUGGAAGACGAUACAUGAUACAAAACUAUCACGACAGCAUAGCUAUCUGCAGAGUUCAUGGCCCACCUGACUUCUUCGUAACUUUCACAUGUAAUGCAAAGUGGCCUGAAAUUAUUGAGAGUCUUUACCACUGUGGACAAAAAAAUUCUGACGCACCUGAUAUUGCGAUAAGAAUAUUCCAUAUGAAAUUACAAGAACUGCUACAUGAUAUAAAAUCUGGAAACAUAUUUGGACCAUGCAAAGUAUGGAUCUAAGCUAUAUCAGUAAGCACAAAGCCCUUCCACACUGAAUUGCUAAGCUGUACAUAGGGAGCACCGCUGCUUCACCUUCACCGCCGCAACAAUCUGGGUCAGAACCUGUUCAGGAAAACUCAAAACAGUCAGCACCCAGCAACUGCACGUCAUAAGCUCAAAGUCCACAUAAUAGUAUUUACACUUGCUGGUUUACCAAGUUUAACUGCUGCUAUCAGCACGGCUAUUAUCCAGUAUGCUAUAUAGGGAUAUUCUGCUCCUAGACCAUAUGAAACAAAUAUUUUGUUGAAGUUUUGGAUGCCAUUUUUUCUUACAAAUGAAAGCACAUCCAACUUUAGUUGGCUGUUCUGCUAUCGACUACAUCCCUUUUUUGUUUGAAUGCGCAGCUUGCUAGGAUAUCUUUUCUUUCUUCCUUUCAGAGGCCAUAGGAUUGCAUGCAGCAUGUUGCAGUCUAGUAGAAUGAUCUCAUCAAGUUUCAGCACUAUCAUUGCACUGAGAUCCAGCCUCUUCACAGCUCAUCCUGAGAUAUCAAGGCUCACGAGCUCAUUGAAUGAUCCUGUCAAGAGUACAUUCUCUAGCUUAGCACACCCAGCCAAUGAGAUCUUCUCUAGUCCAGCACAUCCUUGAUGAAUGACGAUGGUCUCCAGGCUGCAGCUUUUUUCUGUGGCAGAUAUGCAACUCUUUCCACUAAUUAUUUCGUUAUUACCAGAGAGGUCAAGAAACCGCAAGCUUUUCGACCCUGCCAACAAGUCAUCUUUCCAGAGAGUUGUACCACAUUGAAUUGUAGACUUUGCUACUCCAAGUUUGCAAAUAUUAGGAAGCUGCCCCUGUAACUGGCGUAUGUCCCAAUCCUUGGCUCCGAUCACAUUUAGCACCCUCAGCUGAGUCAUGAACUCUAGCAUCCGUCCAAACAAGAUCUGAUCACAGCAUGUGUAGCGCACAUCCAGCACCCACAGCCUUUGGAAGCACUGCUGGAUGCCAUCUGCCUCCCACAUCUGUGCCGCUCCAUCUAGGCCACUCUCUAGCAUGUCCUGGCAAUGGUCGAGCCAUAGGAAUCUAAGGCUUUGGUAGCACAGGAAUGGAGGCAAUGAGAAGCUAAAUGUGCAGACACCAAACAAUCAUGCAGCCCAAUGAAUCGAUUCCGGCCGUAUGACUGGCUGGAUGGUCUAUCUCACACAAACAUGCAUGCAUGCACGCUGUAAAAAGCUGGCCCAGUACUACGGCCCAAUGUGCUGCUGCCUGCCACUCAAACAAUUCAAUGUGCAGCCACGAGCUUGCAACCAUGAGUUUCCUGGCAAUGGUCCCUUUUUUUAACUAUCAAAUAUAUGUAUGUUAUUCCAUGUCAGUUUAGUGAUGUACGACUGAGAUAGGUUAUGGCAACAUAUGCCAUAUAAUAGGAAAGACAG
Zea mays is the source of this 3555-nucleotide messenger RNA. RefSeq lists its product as uncharacterized. The transcript has 5 exons. Lineage: Eukaryota; Viridiplantae; Streptophyta; Magnoliopsida; Poales; Poaceae. The coding region runs from base 744 to 1781 and encodes 345 amino acids. The record is from RefSeq and is a predicted model, not a curated record.